CCCUGGAUAUUAUUCUUUACUGUGUCAUAGAAGCCAGAUUUUAACAGGAGAAGUCUGUAUAAAAAGCAAUUGCUCUUUUGUUUCUGAAACAGGUGUUACGAGUGGAUAAAUAAUGUGCACUGCUCUGAGCCCCAAGGUACGCAGUGGACCUGGCCUCUCUGAUAUGCAUCAGUAUAGCCAAUGGCUGGCCAGCAGACAUGAAGCUAAUUUGCUACCGAUGAAAGAAGAUCUGGCCUUGUGGUUAACCAAUCUAUUAGGGAAGGAGAUUACAGCAGAAACUUUUAUGGAAAAGCUGGAUAAUGGUGCCUUGCUCUGUCAACUUGCAGAAACUGUUCAGGAGAAAUUCAAAGAGAGCAUGGAAGCUAGCAAGCCCACAAAGGGUCUGCCAUUGAAGAAGAUUCCAUGCAAAGCCAGUGCACCCUCAGGCUCCUUCUUCGCUCGAGAUAAUACAGCAAAUUUCCUAUCCUGGUGCCGAGAUUUAGGUGUGGAUGACACAUGUCUAUUUGAAUCUGAAGGCUUGGUCCUCCACAAGCAACCCAGAGAAGUGUGUCUCUGUCUGCUCGAACUUGGCCGGAUUGCAGCUAGGUAUGGUGUGGAGCCUCCUGGUUUGAUAAAAUUGGAAAAAGAGAUUGAACAAGAAGAAACACUUUCUGCGCCUUCUCCGUCACCCUCUCCUUCCUCAAAGUCUUCUGGGAAAAAGAGUACUGGAAACUUACUUGAUGAUGCAGUGAAACGAAUUUCUGAAGAUCCUCCUUGCAAAUGCCCAAACAAGUUCUGUGUGGAGAGGCUCUCUCAAGGGAGAUACCGAGUGGGAGAAAAGAUCCUCUUCAUUAGGAUGCUGCACAAUAAACACGUCAUGGUCCGUGUGGGAGGAGGAUGGGAAACCUUUGCAGGGUAUUUGUUGAAACAUGAUCCCUGCCGAAUCCUGCAGAUAUCCCGUGUGGAUGGCAAGACCUCCCCCAUCCAGAGCAAAUCGCCAACCCUUAAGGACAUGAAUCCAGACAAUUACUUGGUGGUGUCUGCCACGUAUAAGGCUAAGAAGGAGAUUAAAUGAAACUAACCAAUCACUACAAGGAGACUCUCAUCAUGGCCUGUAUCCACUUCUCCAGUGUAGCCAGUUUAGUUCAUAUGCUCUAAACCCGACUUUGGAAAAAGGUAUACCAGACAGGAAAAUGUCCUAUUAAAAAUGUUCCAAGAGUAGCACUAUUUAUUUUCAAUGCUUCUGUAGAAAAUGACUUAUUAAAAGAAAUUCUAAACUCAGAUUGAAAUUAGGCAAUAGUAGGCCAAUGAUUAUUUCUCAAUAUGUGAACACAGUAUUUAGAACACAAACUCUACUAGGCACACAAUUGUCUGUAGCUACAGGUUAAAAACUAUAGAUAUGAGAAAAAUGUCAACAGAAAGUGCUUGCUUUAUGCCUGAGUGGAAGCACCGCAGACAAUUGUAUAACGGAGGGAUUUUUAAGCUAUUUUUUACAAAGCAAUAACUAGAGUGAUAAUGUGCUACUAGAAUAUUUGACCACACUGUAAAGAAGUACAGACAGUUCAUGACAGUACUUUACUGGAAGGGCCACUUUGGGAAAGUUUACAUUCAUUUGGAAGAUUGCCUUAAAGUUUAUCUCUUAUCUAUGACCAAAUAUCUGGGGUACUUUUGGAAGUUUUCAGUACACCCCCUUCAAGAAUACCUUACGAGUUAUUUCACAGUUUCUAUGCACAUGGCUGUGUUGAGAAUGACUUAGUGUAAUUCACACACAUAAGCUGAUACACAUUUAUAUUUUGACAAUGAGUAAAUUGUACAGUCAAGUGUUCAUUGACUUCAUGUUAUUUUAAAGCAUUUUCUUACUCAAAUAUAUCUUUAGUUAAUCCUACUUUGCUAAGCUUUCCAAUAAAGUAAAUUCACUGUAGCUAAUGGUGUUACAGACGUAUGUAUACCCUUGUAUGCCUGGGACAGGGCUGUUUUGUACCAAUAAACAGCAAGAUAAUUGUCCUCCCUGAUUCAGUAAUUAAAAAGAUAAUUUUGAAAAAUGUUAUGUCUGUAUUUCAAUGUCUCUUUCUUAUCUUCAAAUGGCAAUAAAGUUAAUCUUCAGAUGGCAAUUUACCUGAAAGUUUUAAGAGUCCAAAUAUGGUUAUUUAAGACCCCUUCCCUUUGGGAAGGUGAGUGGUAGGGUUGUUUAUUUGCCCUAGUAGAGAGCUUAGAUUUUAUCAUAGGUAGAACCUUAAAGGCUGCCUUGAGUAUCAGAAUUACAGAUGGAGUUAAUAUCUCAUUUCUUCAUUUUUCAACAAUGAAAAAAGAAAACCUUUAUUGCUCUAAAAAGGCAAGGGGGAGGAGGAAUUUUUUUGUCAGUUAGUCAAAAUACACACAGCCUAUGGGCCAGCUGGUAGCAUAGUGGUUAAGCCACUGAACUCCCACAUGGCCAGCC
This is a messenger RNA of Tupaia belangeri chinensis (Chinese tree shrew), 2416 nucleotides long. It is a transcript of the gene GAS2, whose product is annotated as growth arrest specific 2. Gene Ontology annotation, biological process: actin crosslink formation. Gene Ontology annotation, molecular function: microtubule binding; cytoskeletal adaptor activity; actin filament binding. Bases 113 to 1054 code for a protein of 313 amino acids. The transcript is spliced from 7 exons. Gene Ontology annotation, cellular component: actin filament. The record is from RefSeq and is a predicted model, not a curated record. NCBI's taxonomy places the organism in Eukaryota, Metazoa, Chordata, Mammalia, Scandentia, Tupaiidae.